AUGGACAACCCGGUGGACACGCGCCUGGAGUACGUGGGCAAGUACGUGACGAAGUCGCUGCGCCUCAAGCCCGACAAGUGGGGGCGGCUGCUGGCCGUGGACGAGCAGCGGGACCAGGUGCUCGAGUUCCUCAACCGCCCGGACCUCACGGUGAUGCUGGUGCUGCAGAACACCGCGGCCACCCUGACGAUCGUGACGGGCUUCCCGGCCAGCAUCAAGUCGAAGGCGGUGUACUUCAUCAAGAAGAACGCGCAGGCGGUGACCAAGGACAACAUGGAGGACCUGCUCAUCCCGGGCGACAUCGCGCCCAAGGCCAUCGAGCACCUCGCCUGCCUCGUCGAGGAGGUGUUCGUGCCCAUCCUGUCCAACCCCGACAACCACACGACGUGGCCGGCGGCCGUGGCGCAGGAUAUCCACAUGCACGUGCACGGGCUGAAGAGCACGGUGUACCAGGUGAAGGGGCAGGUGACGGGGCAGACGGUGCUGGCCAUGCCCGUGGGCGUGGAGAGAAUCGUGGACCUGUACCUGAAAAGCGCCAUCGAGGGUGUCAUCAUCAAGUGGGCCACGCAGAUCAAUGACGUCAUCACGGAAGACUCGGCGCAGGCUUUCGCCAACGGCAACAACCCGGUGCCUUACGAAGAGGUGGCCUUCUGGGACGCGCGCCUGCGCAACCUGCGCUACAUCUACCAGCAGCUGCGCGACGAGCGCGUGCGCAAGAUGGCCGUCAUCCUGGAGAAGACGGACAGCGCUUACUUCCCCUGCUUCAAGACGCUCUUCCGGAACAUCGUCGCCGCGCUGGCGGAGGCCCAGGACAUCUCGCUGUACCUGAAGCCGCUGCUGCGCCACUUCAAGGUGGUAGAGGAGACGGACUUCUCCGAGCUGUCGCCGCACCUGAUGCCGCUCGUGCACGUGGUGUGCCUGGUGUGGUCCAACUCGCGCUACUACUGCACCUCCUCCAAGAUCAUCAUCCUGCUGCGACAGAUCUGCAACCUGCUCAUCCAGCAGGCUAAGAAAUAUUUGGACCCUUCUUCAAUAUUUCAAAGCGACGUGAUGGAAGCUAAGGAGAGGAUCAAGGAUGUGGUUACGACCCUCACCAUGUUCAGAAAAGUUUUCGACAACCGAAGAGAGAAAAUUGCCACCUAUUUUGAAGACCGGGAGCCAGUUCUCUGGAAUUUCCAUCCAAAUAUGGUGUUCGAAAGAUUCAAUGCUUUCCUGGCUCGAUUAGCCACAAUUGAGCUGAUCGAGAUCGUGGGGACGGUGCUGGACCGGCCGCUGAUCGAGCGCGAGUUCACGGCUAAGUACGCGCAGGUGCUGGACCGCCUCGACCAGGACGUCGCCGUCUCCGAGGAGCUGUACGAGGAGCAGAUGCGCGAGUACUCGCGCAGCGGCAGCAUGCCCGUGGACGUGCACAUGCCGCCCGUGGCGGGCGCCAUGCGCUGGGCGCGCAUGCUGGCUCGCCGCGACGCCUUCUCCGUGCAGCGCUUCCGGGAGCUCAACCAC
Gryllus bimaculatus (two-spotted cricket) is the source of this 1500-nucleotide messenger RNA. Lineage: Eukaryota; Metazoa; Arthropoda; Insecta; Orthoptera; Gryllidae. The record is from the annotation of a GenBank genome assembly.